Molecule: messenger RNA, 1308 nt
Organism: Lachancea fermentati
Lineage: Eukaryota; Fungi; Ascomycota; Saccharomycetes; Saccharomycetales; Saccharomycetaceae
Source: the annotation of a GenBank genome assembly
AUGUCUUCUGUGAAUUUGAAUCUUUCCUCCAAGACAGCGAUUGAGUACGAGAGAGAAUAUUCUGCCCACAACUACCAUCCUCUUCCCGUUGUGUUUUCCAAAGCCUCUGGUGCUAGAGUUUGGGAUCCCGAAGGAAAGGAGUACCUUGAUUUUCUGUCCGCUUAUUCUGCAGUUAACCAAGGUCACUGUCAUCCGGAAAUUAUUUCAGCCCUUGUUGAUCAAGCUGGGAAGUUGACUCUAUCUUCAAGAGCUUUUUCAAACGAUGUAUUUGCAGCCUUUGCAAAGUAUGUCACAGAAUAUUUCCACUAUGAAAUGGUUCUUCCUAUGAACACAGGUGCAGAGGCUGUUGAAACAGCGUUAAAACUUGCCAGAAGAUGGGCCUACAUGAAGAAAGGUGUACCUGACAAUCAAGCAAUCAUCCUAGGUGCUAAGGGGAACUUUCAUGGUCGUACUUUUGGAGCUAUUUCUCUAUCUACUGAUGAAGAAGAUGGUCGUAAAUUUUACGGUCCAUUCUUGGAGAAUACAACUGCAAAAAUCCCGGGUACUGCUGACCAAUAUUUGAGAUACGGUGUUAUCGAAGAUGUUGAGCAAGCUUUCAAAAAUGCAGGAGAUCGUAUCGCAGCUAUUAUUCUAGAACCAAUUCAAGGUGAAGCAGGUAUUGUGGUUCCUCCUAAGGAUUAUCUUUUCAAGGUUCAAGAGCUUUGUAGGAAGUAUAAUGUUCUUUUCAUUUGUGAUGAAAUUCAAACAGGUAUUGCGCGUACAGGUAAAAUGCUAUGUUACGAGCACACGCCAAAUGUUAAACCAGACGUUAUUCUUUUAGGUAAGGCUAUUUCUGGUGGUACCCUGCCAGUGUCUUGUGUGUUGUCAUCCAAGGACAUUAUGCUCUGUUUCGAACCUGGUUCUCAUGGAUCUACUUAUGGUGGUAACCCUCUAGCUUCACGUGUUGCCAUUGCAGCAUUAGAAGUUGUUAAGAAUGAAAACCUUGUUGAAAGAUCUCAGAAAUUGGGUGACCUAUUACAGACUGAGUUGGAAAAGUUGCAAAAGCUAUCUAAUGGCAUAAUAUCCGAAGUUCGUGGUAAAGGGCUUUUGAGAGCUAUUGUUAUUGACCCUACUAAGGCAAACGGAAGAACUGCUUGGGACUUGUGUCUACUAAUGAAGGACCAAGGUGUUCUUGCAAAGCCUACUCAUGAUCACAUCAUCAGAUUGGCUCCUCCUUUGGUGAUUUCCGAAACUGAUCUUCUAAAGGGUGUCGAAGCUAUCAAGAAGUCCUUACAGCUUCUUCCAAAUGUUCAAAAAGCAGACCAUUGA